This is a messenger RNA of Thlaspi arvense, 1521 nucleotides long. Lineage: Eukaryota; Viridiplantae; Streptophyta; Magnoliopsida; Brassicales; Brassicaceae. The record is from the annotation of a GenBank genome assembly.
AUGACGUCCGUUAACGUUAAGCUCCUUUACCAUUACGUCAUCACCAACUUUUUCAACCUUUGCUUCUUCCCGUUAGCGGCGAUCGUUGCCGGAAAAGCCUCUCGGCUUACCACAAACGAUCUUCACCACUUCUACUAUUCCUAUCUCCAACACAACCUAAUAACCAUAUCUCUACUCUUUGCCUUCACCGUUUUCGGUUUGGCUCUCUACAUCGUAACCCGGCCCAAACCGGUUUACCUCGUUGACCAUUCCUGCUACCUUCCACCAUCGCAUCUUAGAAGCAGUAUCUCUAAGGUCAUGGAUAUCUUCUAUCAAGUAAGAUUAGCCGAUCCUUUACGGAACGCGGCAAGCGAUGAUUCGUCCUGGCUUGAUUUCUUGAGGAAGAUUCAGGAGCGGUCUGGUCUAGGCGAUGAAACCCACGGCCCCGAGGGACUGCUUCAGGUCCCUCCACGGAAGACUUUUGCCGCGGCGCGUGAAGAAACAGAGCAAGUGAUCAUCGGUGCGCUCGAAAAACUAUUCGAGAACACCAAAGUUAACCCUAAAGAGAUUGGUAUACUUGUGGUGAACUCAAGCAUGUUUAAUCCGACUCCUUCGCUCUCGGCGAUGGUUGUUAAUACUUUCAAGCUCCGAAGCAACAUCAGAAGCUUUAAUCUUGGAGGAAUGGGUUGUAGUGCCGGCGUUAUAGCCAUUGAUCUGGCUAAGGACUUGUUGCAUGUCCAUAAAAACACUUAUGCUCUUGUGGUGAGCACAGAGAACAUCACUUACAACAUUUAUGCUGGUGAUAACAGAUCCAUGAUGGUUUCGAAUUGCUUGUUCCGUGUUGGUGGGGCCGCGAUUUUGCUCUCCAACAAGCCGAGGGACCGGAGACGGUCCAAGUACCAGCUACUUCACACGGUUCGGACGCAUACCGGAGCUGACGACAAGUCUUUCCGAUGUGUGCAACAAGAAGACGACGAGAGCGGUAAAACCGGGGUGUGUUUGUCCAAGGACAUAACCGGUGUUGCCGGGAGAACUGUUCAGAAAAACAUAACAACAUUGGGUCCGUUGGUUCUUCCUUUUAGCGAGAAAUUUCUUUUUUUCGUUACCUUCAUCGCCAAGAAACUCUUUAAAGACAAGAUCAAACAUUACUACGUCCCGGAUUUCAAGCUUGCUAUCGACCAUUUUUGUAUUCAUGCCGGAGGCAGAGCCGUGAUCGAUGUGCUACAGAAGAACUUAGGUCUAUUGCCGAUCGAUGUGGAGGCAUCUAGGUCAACGUUACAUAGAUUUGGGAACACUUCGUCUAGCUCAAUUUGGUAUGAAUUGGCGUACAUAGAGGCAAAAGGAAGGAUGAAGAGAGGGAACAAAGUUUGGCAGAUUGCUUUAGGGUCAGGGUUUAAGUGUAAUAGUGCGGUUUGGGUGGCUCUACGCAAUGUCAAGGCUUCGACAAAUAGUCCUUGGGAACAUUGCAUUGAUAGAUAUCCAGAUGCAAUUGAUUCUGAUUCGGGUAAGUCAGAGACUCGUGUCCAAAACGGUCGGUCCUAA